GUCUUCUCGCCAAAACGUUUCCUAUUGGCGGUCCUUAUUUGACGAGGUCAAGAACAUUCCGGAGUUUUAUUAUUUAAGAGGUAAUAUCUGAUCAAGUGAAUAGAACAUUUCAUUUAACCAUCUCUUACUGGUCAUAUCAACAUGUCGCCACUCGUCAGUUCUCGUUUGAUGGUAAUUUUGGCCGUGUGCGUAGUUGGACUCUGGUGCCAUCCGGUGCCCGAAAAGGACAACAAUACGAACGAUGGCGCGCUCAAUCCUGUUUUGAAAAAAAUGGACGAUCUCGGCCAAUUGAACGACUUUGCUGACAGCGACUAUCACGAUACGGUGACCGAUUUUCUCCGUCUGAGCACUACAACGCCAACCGUGGCGACAUCUACCAAGAAAUCCGUAGUCACAACGCCGUCGACUCUAUCGCCAUCGACGACGAUCAAGACAACUAUCGCUCCUACAACUGACAAAAGCCCUUCUACUUCUGGUAUUACCAAGGCCUUUGAAGUGGCCACUGCCAAGUUCCUUCCUAGCGUUGCGCCGACAAUUGUGAUGACGACUGGAAAACCCACCACGGCCGCUCCUUCUGUUGCUGAAGCCUUGGUUCCGAAGCUGGAAACACUGGCUCCAGUUGUUGCUACCCCGCUGCCUUUUGUUGAGAAAUUACAAAAGACAAACAAACCUGCCCCGUUGAAUGAAAUCGAGCCUUUAACAAAGCCGACAUUUGUGGCCCAAACGACCGCCAUGCCGCCCAUUUCAAAUGUUUCGCAAAAGAAAUUGAUUCCCGAUCCAGCAACUCUGGCGCAACAAACGCCCGCCAUUCAAACCGCACAGCCCGCCGUUUCAAGCUCAAUCAAACAGCAAGCCGUGCCGGCCGUUCAGCGUCAGCCGGUUGCUGUACUUAAUCAGCCGCAACAGCAGCAGAUGGCGGUCAGCGGUGCGGCUUCAAUCCAGCAACAACCGACCAAUCUGGUGCAGACAGCCGCCAGCAGCGCAGCAACAGCACCACGUCAGCAACAGCAGCAACCAAAUUUCGCUCCAAUGGCAGUCCCAAUCUCCACUCAGCAGCAGCAGCAGCCGGUGAUGCAGAAUCCGGCUAAGAUGCAGCCACCGAUGAUGCCGACGAUGCUCAGUGCGGCCCAAUCCGCCACGCAGCAGCAAAUGAUGAUGCAAAAUCCUGCCGUGAUGCAGCAAAUGAUGAUGCGGAAUCCGGUCUUCCAGCAACAACAAUUCCAACAGAUGCUUCAGAACCGUCCUCAGUUUCCAGCGAGGGUAUCGACCAGCACUGCGAAACCAGGAGUCCAAAAGACAGCAGCACCCGCCGUGAUGACUUUAAUCAGCAAUCCAUUGUUUGGCAGCAACGGGAGACCCGUCUUCUUCCUGGGGGGUAAUGGAACUCCCACUAAAAUGUUCCCGAUUUCAUCUUUGCCACAACUGCUGUCUCCGCCAGUAGCUAUUACCGCAUCGCCGGUCUAAUUCCAAUACCAUCUCACCGUCGUGCAUAAAACCGAAUCUUUUUAUCUAUAAUAUCUUAACAUCUGAUUUAUUUACUUUUCUCUUUCUCUCUCUCUCUCUUCGUGACCGUGACAAUAUACUAGAAAUAAAUGGCUGGCCUUUCAUUUCGAAAAAAAAAUUCAAGUUUUUGUUUUGUUUUAUUGACGCACUAUUAUAACCUUCGAGCUAUAAUUCGCCUUCAAUUUCCUUGUCCAAUUUGGCUUAUAUUACAACCAGAAAGUAUUUAAGUUGCUAAAUACAGAUAUUGAUCUUUA
Daphnia pulex (common water flea) is the source of this 1757-nucleotide messenger RNA. RefSeq names its product RNA polymerase II degradation factor 1-like. The coding region runs from base 142 to 1464 and encodes 440 amino acids. The transcript has 2 exons. The record is from RefSeq and is a predicted model, not a curated record. NCBI's taxonomy places the organism in Eukaryota, Metazoa, Arthropoda, Branchiopoda, Diplostraca, Daphniidae.